AAAUUGUUCAUUCCCCCACCCCACUUCAUUCAUUCAUCAAGAUUUACUGUCGCGCUGUCAUAAACAAAUUCGCCGCGAUUUACAUUUUAAUUUGAAAGAGUUUGAAAAAAUAAGAAAGCACGGCUGAAUAUACACAAACAAAAUUGAAGAUAAACCGCGAGUUAGCUUUAAGAAACCAAUGGAGACUGCUUGUGUUGCAUUAUAGGUUAAACUCAAAAGUAGAGAGAAAUAAGUACGUAUUCGAGUAUUUUCGUCAGGAUGACGUUACCCGGGAUUGGGGUGUUCGGCACAGGCAGCAUCGUCAGGAUCAUCAUACCCUUCUUGAGAGAGAAAGGUUUCAGAAUCGAGGCUAUAUGGGGUCGUACGCUGGCGGAGGUCACAGAGGUGGCAAACGAUCUUCAAAUACCAUUUCACACUAGUCGUAUAGAUGACGUUCUUCUGAGGAAGGACGUUGACCUAAUCUUCAUAAUGUGUUCGCCGAGCCUGCAUUCCCAGAUCGCUGUCAAAGCCCUGGGCAUAGGAAAGCAUGUCGUGUGCGACAAACCUGCAGGUCUCAGCCAGAGUGAGGCUCUGAAGAUGGUACGGGCCGCGCAGUAUUAUCCUUCACUGAUCAGCAUAGUCAAUCACAGCCUGAGGUUCCUGCCAGCCUUUGUGCAUAUGAAGAAGGCAUUGGAAGACGGAUACUUGGGUGGACCUGUGACAGUCAUAGAAGUACGAGUGCAUAUGGGAAGUUUGUUGCACAAUGGUUACGAUUGGCUAUGUGAUGACACGAUGGGUGGAGGGAUUCUGGCAUUGGUGGGCAGUCAUGUUAUAGACUUGAUCUUUCAUUUGAUGGGUCAACGAGCGUCAAGGGUGCACGCCGUUGUGAGAACGUUUACCCAAACGACCAAGUUUAUUAAUGGAAUCAGGCAUGUUACAUCGCCGGAUUUCUGUAGCUUUCAAAUGGAGUUAAGCGGCGGUACCCUGGUAACGGCUACCCUUAGCAAUCAUCUGCAAGGUCAGCUUUCCCAGGAGGUGCUGAUAUGCGGUGGUGGAAAUCAUUUAGUCGUGCGAGAUGGAGAUUUGUAUGGAUGUCGCGGCGAGCAGGAGGAGAUCCUGUAUCGCGACACGGACGAUUUGCAAGGAAUAUCCCUACCAAUGGCGGACUCCAUACCCAGGCCUUACGUCAAGGGACUUAGGAAGAUGAUCGCAGCGUUGAGGGAAGCUUUUCAAUUGGUAGAAGAUAAAAGAGGUUGGAUUAAAGAACCAGUAUUUUCCGCUUCUACGUUUGAGGACGGUCUAUACGUGCAGGCUGUUAUCGAUGCGCUGCGACAAAGUAACAAACAGCGUGGAUGGGCAAAAGUCAAUAUUCUGACGGAAGAACCAGAUCCGAAUCCCUUAUUGAGCGCCGCUGUCAGAGCUACAGCCAUCUCGAUAUAAGAGUUCGCUCCACAAAAGAUUUUUCAUUAUUUAUGAAAAGUUGCUGUACAUUUGAUAUAUAUAUAUAGAAAUUGUACAUUGAUACAUUAAUCGCGGAAAAUAAUCUUUGAGACAGUUAUCUCAAUUUUUAUUUUUCUAUGUAACAUUUAAUUAACUUAUUAUGUAAUUUAUUUCAUUUUUGUGUGCAAAUGUUAAUGUAUUAUUCUCCAUUGUACAUAUAUCCAUGUAUGAAAAUAUUUAUAAAUGCUGGUUGUGCUUAAAGCAAUAAGUAUAUAUUGCUUAUAUAAAUAUAAGUAUAUUUUAAAAGUAUAAAUAUUUAAUAUACGGGAUAAAAAAUAUGUAUUAUAGAAAGAUAAUCUUAUUUAAAAACUUGAGCAUCUUUAAUUUUCCACUCUGUAUACGUGUAAAAUUAAUAAUAAAUAUUUAUAUUAAUUAUC
Messenger RNA from Monomorium pharaonis (pharaoh ant), 1856 nucleotides. Its product is annotated as glucose-fructose oxidoreductase domain-containing protein 2. The coding region runs from base 259 to 1419 and encodes 386 amino acids. Gene Ontology annotation, molecular function: nucleotide binding. The transcript has 2 exons. Lineage: Eukaryota; Metazoa; Arthropoda; Insecta; Hymenoptera; Formicidae. The record is from RefSeq and is a predicted model, not a curated record.